Messenger RNA from Ilyonectria robusta, 1474 nucleotides. RefSeq lists its product as uncharacterized. The coding region runs from base 1 to 1404 and encodes 467 amino acids. NCBI's taxonomy places the organism in Eukaryota, Fungi, Ascomycota, Sordariomycetes, Hypocreales, Nectriaceae. The record is from RefSeq and is a predicted model, not a curated record. The transcript has 3 exons.
AUGGAUCCCGCUCGCUCGCAAACUCCCGCGGGCUCGUCGAGAGCAGACACACCGAGGGUCUACACAGAGUCCAACACGCAGUCCGUCUAUGCCGAGACGCAUUCGACUCUUCCGCAAGUCGCCCCCGUCGAGGCGUCUCACAAGCACGCUCCAGAGGCCAUCAACGCGUCGUAUGCGCCGAAACCCGACGAUUCUUACGUAGAAACGUCCAAAGGCGACCGAAGGAUAUGCGGCCUGAAGCGGACGCUCUUCUUCAUCCUCGCUGCAAUCGCCGCCGUCCUCGUCAUCGGUGCCAUCGUCGGAGGCGCUGUUGGCGGCACGCUUUCGAAAAAGUCCUCCUCCUCUACCACGACCUCGGAUUCGACGGCGACGACCACCGGUAGCGUACCGUCAGCUACGGGGGAUUCCUCCUCGGGUUCAAUCUUGCAAGACUCCAAGGUCGCAAGCGCCAACUGGACUGACUACGGCGGCCGCCAGCACUACUACGUUUUCCACCAAAACAGCUCCAACCAUCUCAUUGCUUCCUUCUGGGACAGUCAGAAUAGAACCUGGGCUUCGAGAAGCAUUUCUGCAAGUCUGAAAUCGACUGGUAUUGACCUCGACAUCAUUGAAGGAACGCCUAUUACCGCAAACUCUUGGGAAGAUGAAAACAACCAUUGGAACAUCCGCGUGUACGUCCUGCUGACCGGCAACAAAAUCGCCGAGCUGUACACGAAUUUCCCUGCUCCCGACUCUCUGUGGCACAUGAACGAUCUCGGGUCGCGAAUAACCAUCAACACGGCCGAAGGAUCAAAUCUUGCCGCCUGGCGUCCGAACGGCGGCAAUUCGAGCUGGCCCCCAACCAUGCUGAUGUGGCAAGACGAAGAUCAAACGCUCGUCUACUCAACCAGCACCGCAUGGAGGAACAAAUUGAAUUUGACAACGGCCACAGACUCGAGUGGUCUUGCCAUCACCAGCGUCUCGAAGGGGGGCAACAUUUCCGAUAUUCAGUGGAGGUUUUACUACGACAACUCCAAUAUCUUAACAGAGGCCAUAAAAGAGCCUGGUAUUCAAGACUUCGAAUUCGGCAAGAAGCGUGACGAAAUCCCCUCGGCAGCUACCACCAAUUUCGCCGCUGUUUGCUUCAAUCUCAUAAACGUGCUCGUGGUGGAUGUUGAAGAGGACGGCGGCUUAAGUGCUCGGUGGUGGGAUGACUCAACGUGGUCCUCUGCCUCUCAACCAACGCUGAAGAAUCUGCCAAAGAGGAUGUCAACCACCCGAAACUUCACUGCCAUCGCAGGGCACGCCGACCGCGGAAUUUACAGCAUCGUGAACGGGGAGCUCCAUGCGUGGAAGUUCGAUGCAGAUACGCCCUUGGUGUGGACGCAUGAAGGGCAAGUCAACACGACGUUGGAUGAGAGUUGAUGUUAAAUACAAAGCGUGAGAAAACGUUUAUAUUCAUAAUAGAAUAAAAUAAUAAUUCAGACAAUGUUCC